Messenger RNA from Oldenlandia corymbosa var. corymbosa, 1702 nucleotides. The record is from the annotation of a GenBank genome assembly. NCBI's taxonomy places the organism in Eukaryota, Viridiplantae, Streptophyta, Magnoliopsida, Gentianales, Rubiaceae.
GAAAUUUGUUUUGCAGUAAUAUCCGUAGAAUUCAAAGUCUGAAAAAAAAAAAAAGAAAUGAUAAUAAUUCUCUCAUCCCGAUCAAAACCACAAGAAAAAGGAGGAGAUGCAGAUGUGUGUUUUGGAAACAAUUAAUCAAUGGACAUUUCCAAUAACCCCAUCGCUCAUUUUGCUCGCAACUUCUUAAUUUUCUUAGCACUUCUUCUCCUUUUAUAUUCCCUUUGCCUCUCCACUGAGAAAUUUGCCUCCACUAAAUCUCCUAUCAAUUCCAGUCACAAAUUUCAGGAUAGCAACAGUAUAAGGAGAAUAGAAGAUAGUUUGGCUAGAGCUCGGGCAAGCAUUUAUAAAGCAGCAAGAAGGAGAAGGCAUGAACGCCAUGUUUCGGAGCAAAACGGAACGUUCAUCCCGACGGGAACCGUUUACAUAAAUCCUCAUGCAUUUUUCCAGAGCUACAUUGAAAUGGAGAAAAGGUUCAAAAUAUGGGUGUACAAGGAAGGAGAACCCCCACUAUUUCACUCUUCACCAAUGAUAUUCCUCUACUCAAUUGAAGGCCAGUUCAUAGAUGAACUUGAAAACAACAAUGGCUCAUCAUUCCUAGCAAAAUCUCCUGAUGAAGCCGCCGCAUUCUUCCUCCCAAUCGGAAUCACUCACAUCAGACAGUAUACUUAUGCAUCCCUCCGUGAAUAUGGCCUAACUCAGUUUCACAACGUGGUGAAGGACUACAUUCAUGUGUUAUCAAAGAGGUAUGAUUACUGGAAUAGAAGCAAUGGCGCAGAUCAUUUCUUUGUCGGUUGUCAUGAUUGGGCACCCUUUGUCCUACCAACAUCCAACCAUUUGUCCAAUAAUCUGAUCAGGGUUCUUUGCAAUGCAAACAUUUCUGAAGGAUUUAAACCAAAUAAAGAUGUGUCAUUGCCAGAAAUCAGUGUCCCUCCAUCAGGGCUUCGGGUCCCUGUCCCCGGCCGGCCCCCGAAUCAACGUUCGAUACUUGCUUUCUUUGCUGGUGGAGCUCAUGGUUAUAUAAGGAGAAGGCUAUUUGAAUACUGGAAGGACAAAGAUGCCGAAAUCGAAGUUCAUAAGUACUUGCCCCAUGGAAGAAGUUACAGAGGAAUGAUGGAAAAUGCAAAAUUUUGCUUAUGUCCUAGUGGGUAUGAAGUUGCAAGUCCGAGGAUAAUCGAAUCAAUAUCAACAGGAUGUGUUCCUGUAAUACUAUCAGCUGGUUAUGUUUUGCCAUUUAGUGAUGUUCUUGAUUGGAAGCAAUUCUCAGUGCAUGUUCCGGUUUCCAGGAUUCCAGAAAUUAAGACGGUCUUGAAAGGGAUUUCCAUGGAGGAGUACUUGAAAUUGCAGAAGAAUGUUUUGUCGGUACAAAGGCAUUUUGUUCUUCAUAGACCUGCUCAGCCGUUUGAUUUGUUUCACAUGGUUCUUCACUCAAUCUGGCUCAGGAGGCUUAAUGUGAGGUUAUCAACAUAACAGAGUUUUGGCUUACAGUUAAAUUGGUUAUUUGUAAUCACUAAUGAACACUAGAUAUUCAGACUGGAAAUUUGCUUUGCAUAUAGAGUAAUUAAUCAUAUUACAGCAGAGUGAGGUUUUGCACUGUUCCAAAAGAGAUUGAUUGGGACUUGAAGUUGACCCAGUUCGAGCUUGAUAGAAAAUCGAGCUGACCACAGCAAGUCUACUAGAAAUCCACAAGGAUGGGUUACGCCAC